CUGAGGGAUCCUGAGAGACAGACAGACAGAGAGACAGAGAGAGGACAGGGGGACCCACCGAAAGAGAUCAUGCUGUGAGGAGAACUGCUCAGGGAAAGCUCAAUCAGGUCAUUUUUACCCCCUCAUCAUCUGUAUCCUGAAAGUGUCCGGAGUGGGAUCUGUCCUGGUGUGAGGGGACUCUGCAGCACCAUGGGAGCCUCCAGUGACAAGACGUCUCUCCUCUCCAGGCUGCUGCUGUUCACGCUGUGUGUCGUCUCCUCUCUCUGCCAGGAGGAAUAUUCAGGAUACCACUCAGGUGAGGACCACACCUAUGAAGGCUCCCUGGUGGACCAGUAUGACAACUUAGCCUCCCCUCAGCCCGAGUAUCCACCUGAGCCGACUCGCAGCUACGACGACGACGACCAGAGGCCAGAGGAGGGGGACUACGACCCUUAUGGCCCCGCCCCCACUCAGGUCACCAUGAUCACUGAGGACGCCUUCCCCUACGCCACCACCACCGAGUCCCACUACGCCAAGGAGGACACAGAGACCAUGCAGGUCCCGUAUGAGUAUCCUCCAGAAGGUCCAGACACGGACUCCUCCGAGGAGUCUGGGCUCAAUGAAGGCCUGGAGGAGGGGCCGACAGAGUGUGACUGUGAGCCCGGGGAGCCUGGCUUCGCUGGCUUUGCAGGACCAAAGGGAUCCAGAGGUCUGCAGGGUAAGACUGGAGUGCCAGCAGCUCAGGGCAGAGAGGGUUAUAAAGGAACCAAAGGGGUCCGAGGAAGAGGAGGAGACACUGGACCUGUGGGCGACCCCGGGCUCGAAGGAGACGAUGGAGCGUCUGGUUUCUCUGGAGCGAUGGGAGAACCAGGACUUCCAGGAGACCCAGGAGAGCAAGGAGUGCUGGGUCUCAAGGGUGACAUCGGCAUGGAGGGACCCCGAGGAGGAGUGGGAGAUCGUGGUGAGACUGGUCGUCAUGGUGAUGCUGGACCUUCUGGACCAAAGGGAGGGAAAGCUAUCAAGGGGUCUCACGGUGACGAGGGGAAGGAGGGUCCUCAGGGACGAGACGGACAGAAGGGUCAGAUCGGAGCUCCAGGGUUCCCAGGUGACGUCGGCGACAGAGGAUACAAUGGUUAUCCUGGACAGCCGGGACCCUUCGGACCCUCUGGACCAAAGGGCACUCAAGGCCAGGACGGCAUGCCCGGCAGUGAUGGUGACCCCGGAGAAGAUGGUCCUAUAGGAGUCCCGGGUGUGAUAGGAGACCCUGGACAGUUUGGUCCCAAGGGCAGUAAGGGCGAUCAGGGAGUGAGAGGACGUCGAGGCCGAGUGGGCGCUGUGGGGGCCGUGGGGGAGCAAGGGGAUGCUGGAGUACCAGGAAAACCGGGAGUGAAGGGUCUGCAGGGCUCCACUGGGGCCAAAGGUGAGACGGGACCUGACGGCGAGAAGGGUGUUUCUGGAAGGAAAGGAAUUAAAGGAGCCAAAGGACUUAAGGGAAGUGUUGGAGACGGUGGAGACAAAGGACAGCGAGGGCCCAAAGGUGCAGUCGGUGGUACCGGCGUCCCCGGCCCCGUGGGACCGCCUGGCAUCCCAGGGACCAGAGGAGAGCGCGGCACCAUCGGUGACCUGGGAGUUAAAGGCAAGGCGGGAGCAAAAGGUGUUCCAGGGCCCACUGGUCCUGGUCUGACGGACGAGCAGGUCCUGCAGCUCUGCAAAGGUGUAGUCACGGCCCAGAUCUCCCAGUACGCCUCCUCCAUCCGCGCCAAGUGCUCCCAGGGCUGCCCCAUCAACAACCGCACACUCAUCGGGCCCCCAGGAGCCCAAGGGUCCAUGGGAUCAGCGGGGAAGUCUGGUAAAGCAGGUAAAGCUGGAGCUAAAGGAGCCCGAGGAGCUCAAGGUGACCGGGGACUGGAGGGACAGAAAGGAGCGCCGGGUAAAAGAGGUCAAAAAGGAGCCAAAGGCCUCGCAGGUGCUCCAGGUAAAGGUCUGCCAGGACCUGAUGGACCUCAAGGCCUCAGAGGUUUGCCGGGACACCCAGCAGAACCCAAAAACGGCAUGGAGGGUCCCCUAGGUCCCCGUGGUUUCCCCGGUCCAGUCGGUCAGACCGGCAUGCUCGGGAUCGCAGGUGUGCCGGGAUUUUGUGAGGCCCGUGACUGCAGCAUUCACGCACCGGUGAUGCGUAAAGAGCAGGGUCUGGUGAAAGGACCGGUCAGUUUAAAGUUCUGAACCUGAACGUGAACAAAAAGGACUUCUGUGGGAUUCUAGAGGGUCCGAGAUUCUCCAUGUGGCAACUUCCUCCAAAUCCAUUCGAGUUCACAUAAGAGCUGGUUCCAUGCGUAACUGAGAAAAUUGCUAAAUUUGUGGGGUUAAUUUGUUUGACAUCUGGAUCGUUUCUACCCUUUAAUGACUGAUGUUGAAAAUGUCAGUGGCUCCAGUAUUGUACCGUGGGGAACUCCGCUGGGUGCAAAGUUUGGUAAGAAAUGGAUAAAUGUUCAGGAAUAAACCAGAAAAUACUUUUUUAAUCAUGCCAGACAAACUUUCCUUUAAAAUUUUAGAGGUUUCAUUCUUCAGAAAGGAUUAAGUACUUUCAGAAUUGACCAUGAAUAAAUGCGUCUAAAGUAAUAUUUGGUAAAAACGCUGAAAAUUCCCCUGAAACUUUCCUCCAUGUUGGUUUUUCAUUCUUUUUUUCUGGCUAAGUCACAUAAAAAAAUUAUCUGUAAAUAUUUUGUAAAGUAAGUCAAACACAUGUACUGUACUCUGAAAUAUGUUUCAGAUAAACUGACGUUUUUUAAUCUGA
This is a messenger RNA of Labrus mixtus (cuckoo wrasse), 2773 nucleotides long. RefSeq lists its product as uncharacterized. The coding region runs from base 190 to 2202 and encodes 670 amino acids. The transcript has 26 exons. Lineage: Eukaryota; Metazoa; Chordata; Actinopteri; Labriformes; Labridae. The record is from RefSeq and is a predicted model, not a curated record.